UGCGCUGCAUACUAUAGCCGCAAAGAAACAUAAACAAACGUCGACAAGUCGUGACCAGUGAUUCCACAGCAAAGUGAAAAUUGCCCAUUGUUAAGUGUGAAAUCCACAUUCUCAUCGAAUUGAAAAGUGCAUCUGCUUGUGUGAUAACAUACAAUAGAUACAAUGAAUGCCCCAAGUGCAAAGGAGAGACUCUUCGAAAACAUGAAGCGAGAGUGCGACAGCGUGAACAACGUUGACGAUCUUUCCGUUUCGCUUUUCGAUGAAGAUUUGGUGGAUAUGAAUUCCAUGGAUCUCAAUUGGAUACUAAUACGCGCUGUCAAAGAGAGAUGUUUCAAAAUCGUGAGAUAUUUCGUCCGAGCUGACAUAAAAGUCGGCCGUCUCGACGAGUCAACUGGAACGGCAAUUCACAUUGCGAACAAGGGUUAUUAUAGGACCGAAGAAGAUCGUCCAGAAGUUGUGGGUUUACUUUUCAACACAUACGAUCAUGUGAAUUAUACCAAUAAAAAAGGAUUAUCACAUUUUGAUAUGGCCUGCCUAUGUGGCAAUGUUGAUAUGAUGCAAAGGUUUAUAGAUCAAGGCGUUGACGUGAAUCACUUGAGCGUUGAUGAUUCCACACCACUACAUUAUGUGACUCACUCGUUUAACAUUGAUGCAGUUAUUAUGCUGUUAAGCAAUGGUGCAGAUCCUAAUGGCAAAAUAUGGCAAGAUUUCACACCUUUGAAUCUUUUUUGCUUAAAAAUGUCGUUGGAAUUACCAAUUCGUAAUCACAGUUAUUGGUUGUCGACUAUUCAAGUGUUACUUCAGUAUAACUCUGAUGUCAAUACCCAAGAUGAAGAUGGUAACAGUCCCCUAUUGAAUCUAUUUUAUGAUAAAGCUUAUGGUAUGUGUACAGCACAACAAGUAGCAUUAGAAAUGCUUUUGAAUUAUAAUGUUGAUUUAGCACAUGUAAACAAGAAAGGCAAAUCAGUAUUGCACUUGCUUCCUUGUUGGAAAAUCGAUGGAGAAGGCAUGGUUAAUGUAGAAGAAAUGUAUUUCAGAAAAAGUGAUCCUACUGUUAUUGAGGUAAUGAAAAUGCUAUUACAACAUGGAGCAGAUGUCAACAUUCAAGAUCACGAUGGAAAUUUUCCACUUGAUGUGGCUAUUUCGUACUGCAACUAUGACGUAGUUGAGAUUCUAUUGGAACAUGGUGCCUGCAUCAACGCUGUGAAAUUCCAAGGAGGUUUAUUAGACCCUGGUAGCAAAACCUUACGAAACUUGGAAAUGACUCAAAAUCUUCUAGCUAUCAUAGCACUUUUAAAGAGAAAAGGAUUUCUUAUGAGUAAUUAUCAAAAGCUGACUGUCAUGAAAUUUUUGAAUGGGUUUGAUGAAAUUGAAUUGAUCAGCAUUUUAUCACAUGAAAUAGAACUAGGCUAUAUAGGCAAAAUUGAUCAAUUCAUUCGUGGGAAUGAAGAAGUACGAGACAUGAUAGAGGAAGAGGACGUAUAUGAAUCUAUUAAAGACCAUCUAGAUACCAUAAGAAUAGGACAAAUGUACUUGGAUCCAGCAAUACGCAAUUAUCUUCAAGAUAAAUUGCAGAUGUUUGAUUCUUCUCAAGGCUACUCUAUAGAUGAACAGAAAGUUAAAGGCGGCUUUGCUGAAGCCAAAAAUACCAUGAUUAAUAGUAGUUUAUCGCUCUUUGAUUUAUGCUCUUCAAGCCUGAGUGAAACAUACCAAUUAUUAAAACUUUGUGAUUAUUCACUUCUAGUAAAUUCAAAAGAUUUUGAUAAAAUAUUUUUUCCUAUCCAUCAUGUUAUAAAAGGUCAUAUUACUCAAAGUUUAAUUCGUGGAUUUUUCGAACAAGUAGCAAGAGAAGCUAAUCUUGUGCAAUUACUGACCCAAAUGUGUCUACCGUAUCUUUGUUGUGAAAAUAUACUGAAGCAUUUAGAUAAUAAAACCAUAUUUAUUAUUUAUCAGCUGUAUAUCCAUGAACUGUAA
This is a messenger RNA of Trichogramma pretiosum, 1974 nucleotides long. RefSeq names its product ankyrin-1-like. The record is from RefSeq and is a predicted model, not a curated record. The coding region runs from base 163 to 1974 and encodes 603 amino acids. NCBI's taxonomy places the organism in Eukaryota, Metazoa, Arthropoda, Insecta, Hymenoptera, Trichogrammatidae. The transcript is spliced from 2 exons. Gene Ontology annotation, molecular function: protein binding.